Ziziphus jujuba (common jujube) is the source of this 616-nucleotide messenger RNA. RefSeq lists its product as uncharacterized. Lineage: Eukaryota; Viridiplantae; Streptophyta; Magnoliopsida; Rosales; Rhamnaceae. The record is from RefSeq and is a predicted model, not a curated record. Gene Ontology annotation, biological process: cytoplasmic microtubule organization. Gene Ontology annotation, molecular function: microtubule binding. Bases 142 to 432 code for a protein of 96 amino acids. The transcript has 4 exons.
UUUUACUAGUUUUACAUAAUAAUUAAUUCCUGAAUAAGACGGUGUCGUCGGAAGCGGAAAAGUCCAGUUAGGGGUUUGAUUAGGGCACCGAUUUUCAGAAGCAAAAUUCCCAAAAGUAAAGAGAGGAGAGCGAGAACGACGAUGGUGUGCGAAAAGUGUGAGAAGAAGCUAUCGAAGGUGAUAGUGCCAGACAAAUGGAAAGAAGGUGCCAGCAACACCACUGAAGGCGGUGGUCGCAAAAUCAACGAGAACAAGCUCCUUUCCAAGAAGAAAAGGUGGACUCCUUAUGGAAAUACCAAGUGCACAAUUUGCAAACAGCAAGUACACCAGGAUGCUAAGUACUGUCACACAUGUGCAUACUCUAAAGGGGUUUGUGCAAUGUGCGGUAAGCAAGUAUUGGAUACCAAGUUUUACAAACAAAGUAAUGUAUAACUUGUAUCAAAUAUUGUUGACAUAAUCUUCUGCUUCUAGAUGUGAUAAACCCCAGCAACAUUGUCUUUACAUAAUUCGUCCUUAAUUUUCAAGCAGAAUUUGACAUGCGCUUGUGUACUCGCUAUGGAUGUAAUUCAGCACUUGAUUUGUUAUAAAAAUGACUAUAUUUUCUUUCCAAUUGUAA